CGUACGGGUCGGACGUGUGUCGAACUCGCUGCCGAAACUUUACGAUAAAAAAUUCCCGAUUAGCGAAAGUAUAUGUGAUGUGUUAUGUUUUGGAUUGUACAUCGCAAGGACCGGCCUAACCCAGGUCCGAGUGGCGAGUGAAAGUGAAUUUUUAUUGCGUAGAAAUGUGAAAAUUUAAAAGAUUCAAAUAAGUGAAUGUGUUGUGGUGUUGUGUAAACUGUAAGUGAUGUUCGAAUAUGGAUGAGGUAAAGGUACACAAGACGUGCGUGCGCGUGCACUCCGCCGAUGAUGAAGAGUCGCGCGACGAGGUGGACUACGACCUGCCCAAGAAGAACCCCUUCGUCAGGGGCUCGGACCCGCGCGUGGCGACAUGCCGCGGGCGGCUGCAGACGCGCCGCUGUCAGAUCAACCAGGAGAUCAACAAGGAGCUGCGUCUGCGCGCCGGCGCCGAGAACCUCUUCAAGGCGACGACCAACCGAAAGCUGCGCGAGACGGUGGCGCUGGAGCUGAGCUUCGUCAACUCCAACCUGCAGCUGCUGAAGGAGCAGCUGGCCGAGCUCAACUCCUCUGUCGAGCUGUACCAGAGCGACAGCAAGGAGUGCGUGAUGCCGAUGAUACCACUGGGGCUGAAGGAGACGAAGGAGAUCGACUUCCGGGAACCGUUCAAGGACUUCAUCCUGGAGCACUACAGCGAGGACGCGCUCGCGUACGAGGAGCCCAUCUCCGACUUCAUGGAUAUGAGACAGGCCAUCCGUACCCCCGUGCGGUCUACCGCGGGUGUGGCGCUGCUGUUCAAGUACUACAACCAGCUGUACUACAUCGAGCGCCGGUUCUUCCCGCCGGACAGAUCGCUCGGCGUUUACUUCGAAUGGUUCGACUCGCUGACUGGAGUCCCAUCCUGUCAGCGAACAGUCGCGUUCGAGAAGGCUUGCGUGCUAUUCAACAUAGCUGGGAUAUAUACGCAGAUUGGUGCUAAACAGGAACGCAACACGUGCGCGGGUCUGGACGGCGCGGUGGACGCGCUGCUGCGGGCGGCGGGCACGCUGCGCUACAUCCACGAGAACUUCACCAACGCGCCCUCCGUCGACCUGGCUGCUGACACCCUGCUCGUGCUGGGCGCGCUCAUGACGGCCCAAGCCCGCGAGUGCCUGCUCCACAAGCUGCAGCUUCAAGCGCGCGAAGCCAGCGGGGAGCGCCUCGACCUGGACAUGUGCCUGGACCUGGCGCAGGAGUCCGCCCAGCUCGCCGCCACGUACCGCCAGCUGUACGACAAGAUGCAGACGGAGGCGGUCUUCAACUACGUGCCAUACUCCUGGGUCUCCCUCGUGCAUGUCAAGACAGAAUUCUAUAAAGCACUGGCUCACCAGUACUGCGCCACGGGUCUGAUGCAUGCGGCCGGCGCCCGCGCUGCUGCCCGUCUCGCGGAUCUCUAUGGCCCUGACCAACAAGACGAUUCAAUGCUGUCGGCGCUAAAGUACGAGGAUGAGGCUGACCAGGUGGCAUUGGGCCGCGCUCACCUCUCUGAAGCCCUCGCGCUGUAUGAAGAGGCGCAACGGCUACAGAGAAUGUGCCGGGAGUUGCGAGACAAGGAAGCGCUGUCGCGCGUAGUGGGUGCGGCGCGCGCGCGAGCUGAGCGAGACCACACGCCAGGGCAGGACGACCUCACCGACCUGCUAGAUGCGCCUUCCAUCAGACCAUCCUCCCGGUUCCAGUUGGCGCUCACGCCGCCUGACUUCGCGCAGCACCGCGUCGAAGAUCUGUUCAAGGCUCUCGGGCCCAUCGCGGUGUUCUCGGCCAAGAGACACUGGAGCGCGCCGCGACUGGUCCAGCUGCAGAAGCAGUCCCGGCACAGGCGACGCAGGGAGGAGGACCAGCUCAAGCGGCGACCCAGCGACAAGCGGGACAGGUCCGAGGACAACAGCGCCUACUACAGCCAGGUCAUCAAGAACGACGACGACAAAGUGACCAAACAGAACGGCGUCUACAUCAGCAGCUUCGACAAGAACGAUUAUCACCCGAAGGUUCUGGACGACUACGAAUACAAGGAGAACGGGUACAGGGAGCACAAGCGGAACGGGAGGAAGGACUUGAGGAGGGCGGCCAGCGAGCACAGCAUCGUGUCCAAGGACGAGGACGGGUUCGGCUUCUCCGUGAGAGGUGACGCGCCGGUCAUGGUGGCGGCCGUGGAACCCAACUCGCUGGCUGAUAUCGGCGGCAUGCGGGAGGGCGACUACAUCAUCUCGGUGGGCAGCGAGGACGUGAAGUGGCGGACGCGGGAGGAGGUGGUCCGCCUGGUGCGGCGCGCCGGCGACUGCCUAGCGCUGCGCCUCGCCACGCCCAUGCACUCGCACAAGUCAUCACCCGAAACAGUGCGACAGUCCAGCUCCAACCAGGGUUCCGUGUCGGCAGCAUCGACAGCGUCCAGUGGGUCCACCGCCACCCCCCGCGCGCGCCGCCUCCCCUCCUGGAACCCCUUCCGUCGCGCCGCACGAGCGGACAGCACGCAUCGACACAGCAACGUCAUAUUCAGAUAAGGACAAACGGAUGUAGGGACUGAUCUUGGUGAAGAUCGAUUAUGGGUCAAAAGUACGCACUAGCACUAAAAUAUUAUCAGACAGGUCGAACGAGGAGAUUGAUGACGAGGGACCAAAAAUUCCAGGUUAAAGUUGCUCUGAUAUGAGCGGUUUUGCCGUCAAAAAUCCAAAACGAAUCCGAGAAGCGAUUUCUGGUGAUAGAUUUAAAACCAAAAACACGUGGGUAGGGCUGCUCAAUUCCGUCCAAUAAAGUAAACAAGAAAAGCAAUAAAUAAUUUAUAAUAUAAAUUUUAACAAUCAAAAACAAAACGUUUAAUUAUAGCGAGUAAACACAUCUCGCUAGAUGGCGCUACGUGGUGCAAAUCGUGAUGGUUUCUAAAUAUUGUGUUCUUAAAUAUUGAUAAUAGUUUUAAUCAUAAAAUAUCUAUCAAUAUCAAAGUGAAAAUUACGAAUUUAUAAAGUUGAUUUUCAUUGUUUUAUUAUUUUUAUUGUAGAUGAUAAGUACAUAUUGCGUUUUUAAUUUUUAUUUUUAAAUUCUAUAAAGUUUUCUGUAUAUUUUGUUGCUUACAUAUGAAGGGUCCACUGCAAUAAUGAUGAACAUCCAAAAAAAUAAAAAUCUUAACAAGUAAUGCCAUUCGGUCACUUGAAAUAAGAAUAAAACGCUCAACGUCACAACUCACAGGUGUUUACUUUAAAAUAAUCUUUAAUUCCAAGUUUUGUUAUACCGUUCUUUUAAAAACCCAAUUAUUAUCUUUAAACUAACAACUUAGGACAUUCAUCAUUAUUGCAGUGGACCCUUCAUAUAUUUAGACUAGGAAUUUGGCUAUGACUAUCCAAAGCAUAUUUGAAAAAUAUAAAUGAUACAAAUAUAUAAAUAAUUUAACUUUUUAACAUUGCAAAACUCAUAAGUAAGCAGUUUAAAAAUGUGAAAAUCAUAAUACGAUUUAUAUACAACUACUAUUGAAAAUUAUAUAUUUGUAAAUUGUAGAUCACAGGUAUUUGGUGAUAUAUCUUCUGUAAAUAGUAACAUAAUACACUGCAAGUUGUGCAUAUUACUUAGAAUUGUUUAACAUUUUUCUAAGUCACGAAAGUGUAGUAUGUAUUUAAAGUAAGUAAAAUAAGUAGUUAACCGACCUUAAAAAGCUAAACUGUUGUAAAGCUACUGUAAGGUUUCUUUCAAAUGACGCGGCCGCACAUGCGUCUAUCGUACGAAGUUUCGUGCUAAGA
Molecule: messenger RNA, 3761 nt
Organism: Aricia agestis (brown argus)
Lineage: Eukaryota; Metazoa; Arthropoda; Insecta; Lepidoptera; Lycaenidae
Gene: Rhp
Product: rhophilin-2
Exons: 15
Coding region: 237-2534 (765 amino acids)
Biological process (GO): signal transduction; negative regulation of stress fiber assembly
Molecular function (GO): protein binding
Source: RefSeq, a predicted model, not a curated record